Kluyveromyces marxianus DMKU3-1042 is the source of this 465-nucleotide messenger RNA. RefSeq names its product Mix17p (gene MIX17). Gene Ontology annotation, cellular component: mitochondrion; nucleus. Bases 1 to 465 code for a protein of 154 amino acids. NCBI's taxonomy places the organism in Eukaryota, Fungi, Ascomycota, Saccharomycetes, Saccharomycetales, Saccharomycetaceae. The transcript has a single exon. The record is from RefSeq and is a predicted model, not a curated record. Gene Ontology annotation, biological process: mitochondrion organization.
AUGGCUCGUUCAAGAGGUUCCGCUAGACCAGUUUCCAGACCACAAACACGUUCUGCAUCCACUGUUGCAGCUCCAGCACAUGCUCCAGCACAUGCUCCAGCCCCACAAGCUAAUGCUUACUCACAUCCACAAGCUGCUGCUCAACCAAAACAACCAGGUAUGUUCGCCCAAAUGGCUUCUACUGCUGCCGGUGUUGCUGUCGGUUCCGCUGUCGGUCACACUAUCGGUGCUGGUCUCACUGGUUUGUUCUCUGGCUCUUCUUCUGCUCCUGCUGAACAACAACAACAACAGCAAGUUGCUGCUCCUGCUCAAGCAGAUGCGUUCCAAAACCAACAAGCCACCCACUGUGACGUGGACGCUAGAAACUUCACUCGUUGUUUAGAAGACAAUGGUGGUAACAUGCAAAUCUGUGACUACUACUUGCAACAAUUGAAGGCAUGUCAAGAAGCUGCUCGUCAAUACUAA